Frankliniella occidentalis (western flower thrips) is the source of this 622-nucleotide messenger RNA. Its product is annotated as chitotriosidase-1-like. The record is from RefSeq and is a predicted model, not a curated record. The transcript has 3 exons. Gene Ontology annotation, biological process: chitin catabolic process; carbohydrate metabolic process. Lineage: Eukaryota; Metazoa; Arthropoda; Insecta; Thysanoptera; Thripidae. Bases 158 to 595 code for a protein of 145 amino acids. Gene Ontology annotation, cellular component: extracellular region. Gene Ontology annotation, molecular function: chitin binding; chitinase activity.
GGGGCGCGCAGGGGUUCCCAGUGCGCCUCGGUGCGUGUACCAGUAGUAUCCCAGCACCGCGUCGAGGAAGCGGCGACUGCCGCGAGGGACUGCAGCGCCACAGCUUUGGGAACCGCGAGCUAGAGCCAUCCCGGAUUGCUUUCCCGCAGCAGCCGAGAUGCGCGCGCUCACCCCCGUCGCCCUGCUCGUGGCUCUGGGCGUUGCCCUCGCCCUGGUGCACGACGCCGAGGCGCAGGGACCUCCGCGCGCCCGCGGGCUCGGUCGCCGUGCGCUGCUGUGCUACGCCGCCGCCUGGCACGCCAAAUUCAAACCCCGCGACCUCGACCCCGGGCUGUGCUCCAUGGUCAUGGUGGCGUUCGGGCGGCUGGUGGUGAGCCAGACGGGCGCCCUGGAGGAGGCCUACCCCAUGAGCGACGAGGACAACAAAGUGUCCGUGGGCGGUGUGGUCAAGGAGCUCAGGAAGCACAACUCCUCGGUUGCCGUGGGGAUGACCAUCGGCGGCUGGGCCGAGGGCUCCGAGAGGUUCUCGGUCGUUUCGGCUGACGCCAGGAAGCGGGAGGUGUUCGUCAACAGCGUGUUGAAGGCGGUUAAGUGAGUACGAAUUGUCAGGAGGAAGGGGGGG